CAUUGGGUGCAUAUUGCCCAUUAGCCACCUUCAAUGUGACUACAGGUCUUUGUGAUCCAUACCAAUACCAGCUUCCCUCUGGGGAAACAGAUCAUAGUUGUGGUGGUGCAGACAUCUGGGCUGACGUUGAUCAUAGUAGUGAUCUAUUCUGCCCAGCAGGUUACUUCUGUCCAAGCACUGUAUUGAAAAACAACUGUAGCAGUGGGCACUAUUGCCGUAUGGGGUCUACAUAUGAAAAAAGUUGCUUCAAGUCUAGCUCAUGCAAUGCAAAUUCCUAUAAUCAAAAUAUCACAAUUUUUGGUGCUUUAGUGAUGGUUGCUUUAAUUUUGCUGUUGUUGAUAAUAUACAAUUUCUCUGAUCACAUUCUCUCAUACCGGGAAAGAAGACGGGCUGAAUCCAGGGAAGCUGCUGCCAAGGUUGCUAGAGAAGCUGUGCAAGCUCGUGAAAGGUGGAAAACUGCAAAAAAUGUUGCAAUCAGGCAUGCAGUUGAUAUCCAAAAACAGAUAUCUGGGACAUUUUCACACAAAAUAUCCAAUGAACUUCAAGAGCCACAAAAUGUUGCUGAUAUAUCCAGGCAGUCUUCAGAUGUAUUAACAUCAGAGAUUGAGGAAAUAUCUAUUCUUCAUAAUGUGCCAAAUUCAUCAGAAAAGAACUUUGAGAAAGCUGAAGGUCCCCAUUCAAAUAUUGGGGGCAAAACCCCUAAGAAGAACACAAUUAAAGACAAAUUUAAGCAUACUCGUACUCAAAUUUUCAAGUUUGCAUAUAGUGAAAUUGAAAAAGAGAAAGUUGAACAACAGGAAAAUAAGAAGUUGACCUUCUCAGGAGUAAUCUCAAUGGCCACAAAGAAUGAAGUAAGAACAAGACCAGUUAUAGAGAUUGCUUUCCAGGAUCUAACGUUAAUUCUUAAGAGAAGCAAGAAGCAACUUCUGAAGAGUGUAACUGGGAAAUUUAUUCCGGGACAUGUAACUGCAAUCAUGGGUCCAUCUGGUGCAGGGAAAACUACCUUUCUUACUGCUUUGGCUGGAAAAAUAUCUGGAUGUCAAACAACAGGAUCAGUUUUGAUAAAUGGAAAGGUUGAACCUAUCCAGUCAUACAAAAAGAUUAUUGGCUUUGUGCCACAAGAUGAUAUUGUUCAUGGAAACCUGACAGUGGAGGAAAAUCUUUGGUUCAGUGCUAACUGCAGACUUUCUGCAGAAAUGCCAAAAGUUAAUAAAGUUCUAAUUGUCGAACGAACAAUAGAAUCUUUGGGUUUGCAAGCUGUACGAAGUUCCUUGGUUGGAACAGUGGAGAAGCGUGGAAUAUCUGGUGGUCAAAGAAAGCGAGUAAAUGUGGGGUUAGAGAUGGUCAUGGAACCAUCUCUUUUGAUACUCGAUGAACCAACAUCUGGUCUGGACAGUACUUCAUCUCUUCUGCUGAUGAGAGCUCUUCGUCGUGAGGCACUUGAAGGGGUAAACAUCAGCAUGGUGGUCCACCAGCCCAGCUAUACUUUAUUCAACAUGUUCGAUGAUUUAAUACUUUUGGCAAAAGGUGGUUUAGUUGCAUAUCAAGGACCAGUUAAGAACGUUGAAGAAUACUUUGCAGGCCUAGAGAUUAAAGUUCCUGAUCGUGUCAAUCCUCCGGACUACUUUAUUGAUAUUCUAGAGGGCAUGGUAAAGUUGAGCACAAGUACAGGUAUUAAAUCUAGCCAGCUGCCAGUGAUAUGGAUGUUGCAUAACGGGUAUCCAGUACCCCCUGAUAUGAAAAAUGAGCUCAAUUCUGUCCAUUCAUCAUUUAGAGAUAGAACAAACUCUGUUAACAGUGGCUCAGAUGAGGUAUCUGGUUCUAUUGAUUUUUGGGGAGGUGUAAAAGGUGCGCUAGGAGAAAAGAAAGAACACUUGGAGAAUGUUUUUUCAAAAUCCAAAGAUUUAGCAAACCGAAGAACUCCUGGUAAACUUUACCAGUACAAGUAUUAUCUUGGAAGGGUAUCCAAGCAGCGAUUGCGUGAAGCUACAUCCCAAGCUGUGGAUUAUUUGAUUCUUGGUCUAGCUGGAGUUUGCUUAGGAAUACUUUCUAAAGCAAACGACUCAAAUUUAGGAGCAGCUAGUUACACGUACACUAUUAUAGCUGUUUCUCUCUUAGGUCAGAUUGGUGCUUUAAGGUCAUUUUCACUUGAAAAGCUGCAGUAUUUGAGAGAGAGAAGAUCUGGAAUGAGUUCUCUUGCUUAUUUUCUUGCAAGAGAUACAAUUGACCAUUUCAAUAUUGUAGUCAAGCCAAUAGUGUAUCUCUCAAUGUUCUAUUUCUUCAGCAACCCCAGGUCAUCAUUUGCAGACAACUAUAUCAUUAUGCUUGCCCUUCUCUAUUGUGUGACUGGUAUUGGUUAUACUUUUGCCAUCUGUUUCCAACCUGGUUCUGCCCAACUGUGGUCUGCCCUUCUUCCUGUCGUGUUAACUUUGAUAGCUACUCAGCGGCGAAAUUCACAAAUACUAGCAAAUUUAUGCUACCCAAAGUGGGCCUUGGAAGCUUUUGUCAUUGUGAAUGCAAAAAGGUACUACGGCGUGUGGCUUAUUACGCGGUGUGGAGUACUUCAAAAUUUUAACUACAACAUCAAUCAUUGGGGGCUUUGCUUAGGCGUCCUCUUUCUUUAUGGUUUCACUUUCCGCUGCAUUGCGUUCAUUUGCAUGGUGUUGCUGAACAAAAAAUGAGGAAGAAAGCUUCUCUACUUCUCCCUAAUUCAUCAGUGUACAUGAGCUUUACGUUUUCCAUUUAACUUAUGCCUAGGAUCGUCGAUACAAGCAUAGAAGAUGCUAUAGUACAUGUAUAUCUAUACGAUAGCAUUGUAAGCAAAAGAUGUAAAUCAUC
Messenger RNA from Zingiber officinale, 2838 nucleotides. Its product is annotated as ABC transporter G family member 28-like. The coding region runs from base 219 to 2681 and encodes 820 amino acids. The transcript is spliced from 11 exons. Lineage: Eukaryota; Viridiplantae; Streptophyta; Magnoliopsida; Zingiberales; Zingiberaceae. Gene Ontology annotation, molecular function: ATP binding; ATP hydrolysis activity; ABC-type transporter activity. The record is from RefSeq and is a predicted model, not a curated record.